AUGAAGACAGCAGAGAUCAGAUUCUCUCUACAGAGACCUCGACAGCACACAGAUCCAGCCAUGGCACCUACAAUCACUGCACCAAUGACCAACUCUCAGGAGCAUCUGACUCUGACCCACAAGCUCAGAAAACCUCUGGUGGAGAAGUUACGCAGAGAGCGAAUCAACAGCAGCAUUGAGCAGCUCAAGUCUCUGCUGGGUCCAGACUUCCUCAAACAGCAGUCAGACUCUAAGCUGGAGAAAGCAGACAUCCUGGAGAUGACAGUUUGCUUCCUGACACAGCUGCAGCAGCAGAAUCAACAGCAGAGAAGACUGCUGAACCUCGUCAACAAGCUGCAGUCUUCCUCUGAGAAGAACCUGAUGGAGGCUGACUUCUCUCUCCUGAGCUCCACAGUCCAGACCAGCAUCACCAAAGAGAUCAGGCCAGUCAACAGCGCCCUCUGGAGGCCGUGGUAGACACUUACAGACUGGACUUACUACCAGACAAACUGAGAUGACCAUGUUGGUCAAAGAUUACUGCAACUGAAUUCUAUGAAAUUUAAGGACUUGUUCUUCUGUAUGAACUGAAGGCUGUAGUUUGUAUUUUGUGCGUUUCUUUGUGUAAGAUGAGAUUUCCUAAUGGAAAUGACAACAACAAUAUCUUUCAAGUUAAGAAAGAGAACAUCUUGUCAUGCAUGUUGCAUGAAUCAAAUAUAAUUGCAUCAGCAAUUAUUAUUAUCAUACUUCACCAUACAUCAUGUAUCGGUGGUGUGUAAUGCUAUGGUAACAUUUGUUAUCUUUUGAUUGGUAUUGAUCAUUUUGAUAAAAAAACUACUGAGCGUCCUUUUUUAUGGACAUAUUGUCAUAAUUGAUGUUUACGAUAUUUUAAUCUCUCUGAUUAUUCAAAACUGAUCUGUUGUAAGGUCCAAAUGUUUAUUCUUUUUUUAAAAAGUUUUGCUAAAUAUCACAAUUUUGCUGUGAUAUGUCUGUGCUUCACUGUGUGUCAUGUAUUGGUAAAAUAUAAUGCAACAGUGAUAUUUGUUGCCCCUUCAGUACUAUUGAUCAUUUUGAUCAAACAUCUUAAUUGUCCUGUUUAUGGACAUUUUUUCAUGAUUGACUUUUUCUCACUUUAUGUGAUUAUUCAAAACUGAUCUGUUUUAAGAUCAACAUGUCUAAUCUUUUUAUUGUAAAAGGUUUCUUUAAUGUCACAUUGUCACAGUUUUCCAGUGACAAUAUAAGUUUUACUUUAGAGAAUGAACUACAUUUUUUGGUUAUUAAGAAUCUGACCUGUUGUGGUCAAUUUUAACAGUUUCUUUUGUUCAGUAAUCACAAAAGUUUAAUCCAUUUGGAAAAAAACUCUCAAAGGAGAGUGACUACAGUGUCCUCCAAUAUUGUAAACUGUUUGUCUUUUAUAAAGACAGUUGUUCCCUUACUCUCUCUGAGUACAGUGUGUCUUGUAGGAAUCUACAAGUUGUUGUUGUGAUGUAUCAUCACCUCUGGAGCUUUCAUACUUG
Messenger RNA from Seriola aureovittata, 1493 nucleotides. Its product is annotated as transcription factor HES-1-like. The coding region runs from base 1 to 456 and encodes 151 amino acids. Gene Ontology annotation, molecular function: RNA polymerase II cis-regulatory region sequence-specific DNA binding; protein dimerization activity; DNA-binding transcription factor activity, RNA polymerase II-specific. Gene Ontology annotation, biological process: regulation of neurogenesis; regulation of transcription by RNA polymerase II; anterior/posterior pattern specification. Gene Ontology annotation, cellular component: nucleus. The record is from RefSeq and is a predicted model, not a curated record. The transcript has 2 exons. NCBI's taxonomy places the organism in Eukaryota, Metazoa, Chordata, Actinopteri, Carangiformes, Carangidae.